AUGGUCCGAUUCGUGACUGCCCUCCUGGCCCUGUCGGCUACUGCGCUCGCCACCACCACCUGCAGCUCCAGCAGCCAGUGCCCUGAGAGCAAGCCCUGCUGCUCCCAGUAUGGCGAGUGCGGUACUGGCGCAUACUGCCUCGGCGGUUGCGACCCCCAAGCUUCUUUCUCCGUUGGCUCCUGCGCUCCUAUGCCCGUCUGUGAGAACAAGUCCUACACCUGGGAGAACCUGGACAACUCAAUCCUGAACACCAAGUACCUCGGCGAUGCUAGCAAGGCCGACUGGACCUACUCCGGUUUCCCCAAGAUUGAGGAUAACAACCUGGUCAUGACCAUGCCCAAGAACUCUGUCGGUACCCUGUUCGCCAACAACCACUACAUCUGGUACGGCAAGAUCUCCGGCAAAAUCAAGUCUAGCCGCGGCAAGGGUGUUGUGACUGCCUUCAUUCUGCUCUCCGAUGUCAAGGACGAGAUCGACUACGAGUGGGUCGGCGCCGACUUGACCGCUGUCCAGACCAACUACUACUGGCAAGGUGUUCUCGACUGGCACAACAGCGCCAACGCCUCCGUGACUGACGCUGAUACCUUUGAUGACUGGCACACCUACGAGAUCGACUGGACCCCCGAUCAGGUCCAGUGGAUCGUCGACGGUGAUGUCAAGCGCACGCUGCUGAAGUCCGACACCUUCAACGAGACCGCCAACCGCUACCAGUUCCCCCAGACCCCCGCCCGCCUGCAGAUGUCGCUCUGGCCCGCCGGCCAGGCUAGCAACGCCGAGGGCACCAUCGACUGGGCCGGCGGUGUGAUUGACUGGAACAGCCAGGACAUCAAGGACAAGGGUUACUACUAUGCCACUAUCGGUCAGGUCGACGUCCAGUGCUACUCGGCUCCUUCCGAUGCCGUCUCGACCGGCAACACUUCCUACCUCUACACCUCCGAGGCUGCCAUGGAGUCCGACGUUGAGAUCACCAGCAACUCCACCAUCCUGGGCUCCCUGGGUGCUACCGGUCUGGACAUGACCCUCGGUGCCAACAGCAGCAGCAGCGCCACCUCCACUGGCUCUGACAGCGUCCCCACUAACAACAGCGGUGCCGUGGGCGGUGCUGGCAACUCUACUUCUUCCUCCUCCAGCACAUCCUCCAGCGAUGGCUCCUCCGGCGGCAGCAGCACCACCUCCUCUAGCUUCAACCAGGGCACCACCGCCAGCAAGGACAACAGCGCCCCCAACCAGAACGAGCGCGUUCUGCGUGGCUCGCUCUUUGCCGUCUUGGUGGCUGUUGUGGUUUUGGUGACCCUGUAG
Molecule: messenger RNA, 1299 nt
Organism: Penicillium atrosanguineum
Lineage: Eukaryota; Fungi; Ascomycota; Eurotiomycetes; Eurotiales; Aspergillaceae
Gene: utr2
Product: putative cell wall glucanase (Utr2)
Exons: 3
Coding region: 1-1299 (432 amino acids)
Biological process (GO): fungal-type cell wall organization; carbohydrate metabolic process
Cellular component (GO): fungal-type cell wall
Molecular function (GO): chitin binding; glycosyltransferase activity; hydrolase activity, hydrolyzing O-glycosyl compounds
Source: RefSeq, a predicted model, not a curated record